AUGGGCCUACUAGAGGAAGAAGUUUGGGAAGGUCGCAAGAUAAUUGUCAAAAUGAGAAAAUCCAUCGAAGUGAAGGAUGCCAUACUUGACCGGGUUCCCGGGAGUAAGAAGAGGCGUAUGGAUCUCUUUGACGGCACACAUACUAGUCUUGGAGCCGAUUCCUACGGUUGUUGUUUCGCUGCAUCUGACGGUAUUCCGCCGCCAUUUUCUACUGCUCCUGGUUCUACUGCACUCGCUGGUACUACACAACCUCUUGUGACUGAGGUCUCUUCUGGUGAUUGGACAAAUAUGUACAAUGCAGGCUUCCGUCCUCCUGGCCCUCCUGGUUUCACUUUCACUCCUCAGCACUACAUGCCUCAAGGUUACCCAUGGGGCAUGUCACUCAUGACUAAUGAAGGUGUUCGUCCGGGGGAGCAGAUCUAUCACUCUGAUAGUGUGGCGGGAGAUGACAAGGUGGAUACCUUUGAAGAAAAAUUUGAUGCAGUAAAGAAAAAGCUAAAGACCAUCUGUGGUAAAGAUACAUUUAGUCAGAAUGUGAAUGAUCUCUGUUUGGUUCCAAAUGUGGUGAAACCUCCCAAGUUCAAGACACCGGACUUUGAGAAGUACAAAGGGGAUACCUACCCUCAAAACCACUUAAUCAUGUAUGCAAGGAAGAUGACAGCUUAUAAGGACAAUGAACCUUUACUUAUCCACUAUUUCCAAGAUAGUUUGGCUGUUGGUAAGUGCUUUUGUCCACCAGUAGAAAUAAAAUUCAUACCUGGCACCCAACCGGAGAGAAUUGCAAGCUAUUACGCAGGGGGACAAGGAGACCUUCAAGGAAUAUGCUCAACGAUUCAUCCAGAAAUCUGCCCGCCUUUGGAUGAAAGUGAAGUGACUGAGUUGUUCUUCGAAACUCCGAGUCCAUUCUACUAUGAGAAAAUGCUUGGCUGUGUUACGCAAAAAUUUACUGAUAUGGUAGACAUGGGGGUGCGUAUUGAAGAAUGGAUCCGCAAGGGACGUGUGACUAAGGAAGGUGGUUCGUCAGGUGGUUCUUCCGAUGGUAUUAAGAAGUUUGGAAAUCGGUAUCUAAAGAAGAAUGCUCAAGAGGACGGCAUGGUGGCCCAUGGUGGAUCUCAGCCAGUGUACCCAGCUUACCCCUUUGUUGCUAACAUCUCACUAUCCAUCCCAGCUCCACAAAAUCAAAACUAUCGACCACAAAAUCCUCAAAGGCCUCCACCAUACUAUCCCCCCUUAUACCAGCAACCUUACCCAUAUAAUCCUCAACCAUUUUACCAACAAGCAUAUUACCCUCCACCACCUCAACAACUACACCCUCACCCUCAAGCCCCUCAGCAAAAGAGUCGCCCUCCAAGAGCACCAGGGCAUGAUAUUGAGCAUUGCUACCCUCUCAAGAAUGAAGUCCAGAGGUUGAUCCAGAGCAAGGAUUUGUCCUUCACAGAUUCAGAAAACGUCCUAAACAACCCUCUGCCAUUCCGUGGGCCUGCUGUCAAUAUGAUCGAGCAUUAUCAGGAAGAUGGUCUCGUUCUUAGUGCCCAAGAUAUCAAAGCUCCUUUGGUGCCAAUACAUGUCAAGAUGUGUGAGAAGGCUAUUCCAUACAAGUAUGAGUCUACAAUCCUGGAAGACGGUAAACCUCUGCAUCCUUCAGCAUCUGUGAGUAAUAUUGCUGAGAGUAGUGAAGUCUUGAGAAUUGGACGUAUUCUCCCCACUGUUGUUCAAAGGAAGACUAGUGCUCCGAUUGUGGAAGCAAUAGAAGCGUAG
Messenger RNA from Medicago truncatula (barrel medic), 1758 nucleotides. RefSeq lists its product as uncharacterized. The record is from RefSeq and is a predicted model, not a curated record. The transcript has 6 exons. Bases 1 to 1758 code for a protein of 585 amino acids. Lineage: Eukaryota; Viridiplantae; Streptophyta; Magnoliopsida; Fabales; Fabaceae.